Messenger RNA from Triticum turgidum subsp. durum (durum wheat), 1524 nucleotides. The record is from the annotation of a GenBank genome assembly. Lineage: Eukaryota; Viridiplantae; Streptophyta; Magnoliopsida; Poales; Poaceae.
AUGAAGCUAGUUUGCAGGACUGAGCAUUUCACAGAAAAAAUGCUUGAGGACAAAAAUCCAGCACAAGAUAUGGUAGACAUAGCUGGACAUGUAGAGCAGAAGGAUCCUUCUUAUGAAAAGGACAUCGUGGAGAUCAAAUUGCCAGACAGUGUUGCUUCUUUUGAUUAUGGUGGUAAUUUUGUCAAAGAUGUCUGCAUUGAUGACGGACAACCUCUUCCUCGGAAGAUUUCAGAAGAUAAAGUAGUAGAUGAAAAGUCAUCUCCAAAUUUUGAUUGUCAAAUGAUACACGCAAAUGAUGCUCCGACGUACACAGAAAAAGAUUGUGCUGCAAAAGCUUUCCACAAACCCAAACCAGAAGCAGUUCUACCUGUUAAUUUUGCUCCUGAUAGUAACAAUGAGAAACGAUAUUCUUCUUGUGAAAAACAUGGUCCCGAGGGCAAGAGUAAAGCCACUAAUUUUGGUGAUCUCAGUGAGAAGAAAAUAAGUUUGGAAGAAUUACUUAGACUCGAAAGUGCAGAAGAGUGCCUGCAUAAAGGUGCAAUAAGCUCUGAAACCAGUAAAAAUCAUAUGCUAUCUUUCCAUGGAGAAGCAGUCAGGCAGGUUUCCGCAAAUGUGGGUCAUGGAGUCGAAGUUAUUGCAUCCAAAACCAGUGGUCUUGUUAAUGAUACUGUAUCAAGUAAGAACAACAUUGAUGAUUGCUCAGUAACAACCUCUGAAGAAUGUGAUGCAGCGGCAUCAUUUGAUGCGAGAGGACUGAACCUAAUAGUUCACUAUAAUCCUUUUGUUGGUCAUGGGUCCCUAGAGGAUACAUGUAAACCAGAAUGCUCUACAUCAGCAAUCUCAGAUGCUGCUUCCACUGGACCUAUCUGCACUUUCGAGAAAACUGAUACUAUUAGUGCUGAAGGAUUUAAUGAAGUCGAAAUAACUGAACCUAGGGUUGAUGCUCUGAGUUCGCUAGGUUCAGAGAUAAGAUCGUCUGCGAAGAGCAAUGAUCAGAAUGGAAGUAUUAUGGGUGAAACAAUAACCAACAAGAUGCAUGAAACAGAAGCAGCUACAACUUCAUCAGCUGAAAAUGUAGAGCCCAAUGGAGCAAAUGGGGAGAAUAGUAAAGAACAUGGGACUGGCGGUACCGCCGAUAUACAUGGUUCCAGCCAGAUAGAUGAAGGAGCUAAUGAUGACGCGGUUAAUAGGAGUCCUGUGCUGGCACAACAUGAUAAUGUGUGCGAACAUAAUGCACCUGAUAGUGCAAAAGCGCCAUCUCGAACUGGAAACGGCUAUCCUCCCUUUGAACCGGGUUUUGGUCCUAGUAUUAUGUCUGCUCCAGUGUCAAACUCUGGCCAUCUUGCUUAUUCUGGCAAUAUCUCCAUCGGUUCAGGUAGUAGCACGACCAGCACCCGGUCCUUUGCAUUUCCAGUACUGCAGAAGGACUGGAUCAGCAGCCCGGUGAGGAUGGCGAAAGGAGAGCGGAGAUGCACCAGGCGGCGCCGAGGCUGGAGGAAGGGGCUUCUCUGCUGUAAAUUCUGA